This is a messenger RNA of Pistacia vera, 1819 nucleotides long. Its product is annotated as G2/mitotic-specific cyclin S13-7-like. The record is from RefSeq and is a predicted model, not a curated record. Bases 194 to 1459 code for a protein of 421 amino acids. The transcript has 8 exons. Gene Ontology annotation, cellular component: nucleus; cytoplasm; cyclin-dependent protein kinase holoenzyme complex. Gene Ontology annotation, molecular function: cyclin-dependent protein serine/threonine kinase regulator activity. Lineage: Eukaryota; Viridiplantae; Streptophyta; Magnoliopsida; Sapindales; Anacardiaceae. Gene Ontology annotation, biological process: regulation of cyclin-dependent protein serine/threonine kinase activity; mitotic cell cycle phase transition.
ACAGAACGCACAAAAACAAGAAAGUGAGAAAGAAUUUGCCGAAAAGCAAAUAACUUUGAAAGAAAUAGAGAGGGUGGCGACCAUAAACGCAGAAGGAGAAGGAAAGACGCGUACUAGCCGUCUCCAAAACUUUAUUUCUUCUUUGUUCGCAAGCAUUGGAGGAGCCUUUGCCCCAUUUCAAGAAGAACCAGACAUGGACAUCGCUUCAAAAGUUAUUCUUCCUCAACAUCAACUUAAAGGGGAAGUGAAGCAGAAGAAUGCAUUAGGAGAUGGAAGGAGCAGGAGGGUUCUUCAAGAUAUUGGAAAUUUAGUAACCGAACGAGCCCCACAAGGAAAGAAACAAGUCAGUGAAGUUGUCAAUGCUGCACUUGCUGCAAAUGGAGUUGCAUUAAAGAAAGGCGUUGUAGCCGGAAAAGCGGUGGCGGAUCAAAGGAAAGCUAUUGACAAGCCAAAACCUGAGACAGUGAUAGUGAUAAGCUCUGAUGAAAGUGAUCAGGAGACUAAACAUGUUAGUAGAAAGGUAUCAAGAGAAGAAGGGUCUUCAAGGAAGGAUGGAAAGGCCUUUUCGUCGGUCUUGACAGCUCGAAGCAAGGCUGCCUCUGGACUCACCGAUAAGCCGAAGGAUUUGAUCCCGGACAUUGAUGCAGCUGAUAUUGAUAAUGAAUUGGCAGUGGUUGAAUAUGUUGAUGAUAUUUACAAAUACUACAAACUCGCAGAAGAUGAGGGUCGAGUACACGACUACAUGGAUGCACAACCAGAAAUUAAUGAAAAAAUGAGAUCAAUAUUGGUGGAUUGGUUGACAGAAGUUCAUCGAAAAUUCCAGCUAAUGCCAGAAACCCUCUAUCUUACCUUAAACAUUGUCGAUCGAUUCCUUUCGAAAGAGGAUGUGCCAAGGAGGGAACUUCAGUUAGUUGGCAUCAGCUCAAUGCUCAUUGCCUGCAAGUAUGAAGAGAUUUGGGCACCUGAGGUUAAUGACUUUGUUUGCAUAUCAGACAAUGCUUAUCUCAGAGAACAGGUUCUUGUCAUGGAGAAAGCAAUCUUAGGGAAAUUGGAAUGGCAUUUAACUGUUCCUACACCAUACGUUUUCCUGGUUCGAUAUAUCAAGGCCUCUGUUCCAUCAGAUAAGAAGAUGGAGAACAUGGUAUUUUUCCUAGCUGAACUUGGUUUGAUGCAGUAUCCUACCAUCAUUUUGUAUCCUCCAUCGUUAAUUGCUGCAUCAGCUGUUUAUGCUGCACGAUGCACCCUUGAGAAGAGGCCUUUCUGGAGUGAAAAUCUAAAGCACCACACAGGCUAUUCUGAGGAUCAGAUAAGGGGUUGUGCAAAGGUGUUAAUGACAUUAAACUCUUUGGCAUCAAAAAGUAAAUUAAAGGCAGUGUAUAGGAAAUUCUCAAGUCCAGAUCGUUGUGCUGUGGCUCUUCUUGCAGCAGUCAAAAGCCUUGUGUCUGCAGAAUCAUUGUAAAGAAUUGGAUCUGACAUUUAAGAGAUAUUUUUGUUUGUCUAUAUAAAAUAUCUCAUUAGCAGUUUAAAUUUACUAUGUAUGGUGUGAUCAUUUGCUUCACCCAAGUUAAAUAAUAAUUUUUUAGCGUUUUAUUUCAUUUUAUGUAUCACUAUUGGUGUGAUUAUUUGAUUCACCACAGUUGGGGCUAAUGGUUAGCUUGUCUAAAUAUUUCGAUAUUUGCCGCAUGCCAUGCCAUGCCUAUUUUUUAUUUUGUGUGAUGAUUUUCCCUCCAUUCAAGAAGAGAAGGAAAGCAUUAUCAGAAAAAGUAAAGAGUUUAUGAUGUAGUUUGGCUCUUGUUUCCAUGAAAUUCUCAGUUCAAUG